CCCGAGGCUCCGCCCGCUCAACUGUGCCUUCUUCCGCCAUUCCCAUUGGCACAAAAAUCUGAGCUGCCCCUCAAAUUGCCUAGUCCCGGAAGUGACGUUAGCCCCGCCCCUAAGGAAGUGACGACCGGCCUGCCCUUGAAAGGCAGGGAGGGUUGGGUGGUGCAACCCUCCGCUCGCUCCUCAGGGAGAUGGCACAGCGAUUUCUCCUGAGAAGGUUCCUGGCCUCCAUCAUCUCCAGGAAGCUCCCUCAGGAUCGGUGGGCACCCCUCACCUCCAAGGCCCUGCAGAUCCCACAGUGCAGUCCUGGUGGCCUGACAGUAACACCCAGCCCAGCCCGGACAAUAUUCACCACCAGAGUAUGCUCCACAACCUUUAACAUCCAGGAUGGACCUGACUUUCAAGACCGAGUGGUCAACAGUGAGACACCAGUAGUUGUGGAUUUCCAUGCACAGUGGUGUGGCCCCUGCAAGAUCCUGGGGCCAAGGUUAGAGAAGAUGGUGGCCAAGCAGCGUGGGAAGGUGGUGAUGGCCAAGGUGGAUAUUGAUGACCACACAGACCUCGCCAUUGAGUAUGAGUUUUCUCAAACGCCAGGAAGGGAGCCCAGACAGCAGGAAACACUUGAUGCCAGCAUGGGCCUGGCCUCAUCCAUGUUCUGUGUAACCUACACGAGUCCCACUGGAGCCAGUGCCUCACAGACCAGGUGUCUGCUGUGCCCACUGUGCUGGCCAUCAAGAAUGGAGAUGUGGUGGACAAGUUUGUGGGCAUCAAGGAUGAGGACCAGCUGGAGGCCUUCCUGAAGAAGCUGAUUGGCUGACAAGCAGGUCUGUAAUAAAGACCUUUAUGUGAUCUCUUCUGCCUCCUGCUAUGAAGAACAGACCUUGGGGGCCCUGCACUCAGAUCCCGUGUGGCCGCCCCAGCCCCACCCCCAGAGCCCCCUCCUUUCCUUUCCGCCUUCUCUCCUAGGCACGGGACAGAAAACAGUGCUGGGCCGCGGGAGCCCUGCAGCCCCUUGACCUGCAAAGCUCCAGGCACCAUCUUCCUCGCCACUGGCCAGCACCUUGGUUCUGUGAGCGGGAGGCUUAACUAAACAAACCAGACCAAUAAACCUGGGGCUUGCGCUGUCGGCAGCUUCCAUCCUGUCUGGCACUGA
Heterocephalus glaber (naked mole-rat) is the source of this 1150-nucleotide messenger RNA. The record is from RefSeq and is a predicted model, not a curated record. NCBI's taxonomy places the organism in Eukaryota, Metazoa, Chordata, Mammalia, Rodentia, Bathyergidae.